Molecule: messenger RNA, 5946 nt
Organism: Homo sapiens (human)
Lineage: Eukaryota; Metazoa; Chordata; Mammalia; Primates; Hominidae
Gene: FOXO3B
Product: forkhead box O3B
Exons: 4
Coding region: 394-1266 (290 amino acids)
Biological process (GO): regulation of DNA-templated transcription
Cellular component (GO): cytosol
Molecular function (GO): sequence-specific DNA binding; DNA-binding transcription factor activity
Source: RefSeq, marked validated
GUAGUUCCGGGCGGAAUGAGAGCAGCACGCCUGGCUCCGCUCCUUCUUACUCAUGCGCGACUCCGAGCUGGCCAAAGAAGUUCGUCCCCUUUGUGAGGCCCGGGAUGGGAGGCGCCCGGUUCCCCCAGGGACAGCUUCAAGCGGUAGGGACAGACAUCUGAGGACCCAGCCUCAGGGAUGCUGUCCCCGGGCUUCCAGGCUCCAGCGCCGUAGGACUGAGGCAGACUCCACGGUGAGAAAGAGACCCGAUCUAACCCAGGCCUUUCAUCAGAGCCCAGGAGGGAAGGCAGGAAGUGGGACCACGAGGCCCGGGGGGCUUCUAACUCGUCUGGCCAGGGAGAUCUGAAUUGGGGUGAAGAGCAGAAUCUCCAGAACAAGGAGGAGGUGGUGAUCAUGGAGACAGAUUUGGCUGAAAUGCCUGAGAAAGGAGUUCUGUCUUCCCAGGAUUCUCCCCAUUUCCAAGAGAAGAGCACAGAAGAGGGAGAAGUGGCUGCUCUGCGCCUCACGGCCAGAUCCCAGGCGGCGGCGGCGGCGGCGGCGCCCGGGAGCCGGAGCCUUCGCGGCGUCCACGUCCCUCCCCCGCUGCACCCCGCCCCGGCGCGAGAGGAGAGCGCGAGAACCCCAGCCGCGGCCGGGCGGGCGGCGAAGAUGGCAGAGGCACCGGCUUCCCCGGCCCCGCUUUCUCCGCUCGAAGUGGAGCUGGACCCGGAGUUCGAGCCCCAGAGCCGUCCGCGAUCCUGUACGUGGCCCCUGCAAAGGCCGGAGCUCCAAGCGAGCCCUGCCAAGCCCUCGGGGGAGACGGCCGCCGACUCCAUGAUCCCCGAGGAGGAGGACGAUGAAGACGACGAGGACGGCGGGGGACGGGCCGGCUCGGCCAUGGCGAUCGGCGGCGGCGGCGGGAGCCGCACGCUGGUCUCCGGGCUGCUCCUUGAGGACUCGGUCCGGGUGCUGGCACCCGGAGGGCAAGACCCCGGGUCUGGGCCAGCCACCGCGGCGGGCGGGCUGAGCGGGGGUACACAGGCGCUGCUGCAGCCUCAGCAACCGCUGCCACCGCCGCAGCCGGGGGCGGCUGGGGGCUCCGGGCAGCCGAGGAAAUGUUCGUCGCGGCGGAACGCCUGGGGAAACCUGUCCUACGCGGACCUGAUCACCCGCGCCAUCGAGAGCUCCCCGGACAGACGGCUCACUCUGUCCCAGAUCUACGAGUGGAUGGUGAGUUGCGUGCCCUACUUCAAGGAUAAGGGCAACAGCAACAGCUCUGCCGGCUAGAAGAACUCCAUCCGGCACAACCUGUCACUGCAUAGUCGAUUCAUGCGGGUCCAGAAUGAGGGAACUGGCAAGAGCUCUUGGUGGAUCAUCAACCCUGAUGGGGGGAAGAGCGGAAAAGCCCCCCGGCGGCGGGCUGUCUCCAUGGACAAUAGCAACAAGUAUACCAAGAGCCGUGGCCGCACAGCCAAGAAGAAGGCAGCCCUGCAGACAGCCCCCGAAUCAGCUGACGACAGUCCCUCCCAGCUCUCCAAGUGGUCUGGCAGCCCCACGUCACGCAGCAGUGAUGAGCUGGAUGCGUGGACGGACUUCCGUUCACGCACCAAUUCUAACGCCAGCACAGUCAGUGGCCGCCUGUCGCCCAUCAUGGCAAGCACAGAGUUGGAUGAAGUCCAGGACGACGAUGCGCCUCUCUCGCCCAUGCUCUACAGCAGCUCAGCGAGCCUGUCACCUUCAGUAAGCAAGCCGUGCACGGUGGAACUGCUACGGCUGACUGACAUGGCAGGCACCAUGAAUCUGAAUGAUGGGGCUGACUGAAAACCUCAUGGACGACCUGCUGGAUAACAUCACGCUCCCGCCAUCCCAGCCAUCGCCCACUGGGGGACUCAUGCAGCGGAGUUCUAGCUUCCCGUAUACCACCAAGGGCUCGGGCCUGAGCUCCCCAACCAGCUCCUUUAACAGCACGGUGUUUGGACCUUCAUCUCUGAACUCCCUACGCCAGUCUCCCAUGCAGACCAUCCAAGAGAACAAGCCAGCUACCUUCUCUUCCAUGUCACACUAUGGUAACCAGACACUCCAGGACCUGCUCACUUCGGACUCACUUAGCCACAGCGAUGUCAUGAUGACACAGUCGGACCCCUUGAUGUCUCAGGCCAGCACCGCUGUGUCUGCCCAGAAUUCCCGCCGGAACGUGAUGCUUCGCAAUGAUCCGAUGAUGUCCUUUGCUGCCCAGCCUAACCAGGGAAGUGUGGUCAAUCAGAACUUGCUCCACCACCAGCACCAAACCCAGGGCGCUCUUGGUGGCAGCCGUGCCUUGUCGAAUUCUGUCAGCAACAUGGGCUUGAGUGAGUCCAGCAGCCUUGGGUCAGCCAAACACCAGCAGCAGUCUCCUGUCAGCCAGUCUAUGCAAACCCUCUCGGACUCUCUCUCAGGCUCCUCCUUGUACUCAACUAGUGCAAACCUGCCCGUCAUGGGCCAUGAGAAGUUCCCCAGCGACUUGGACCUGGACAUGUUCAAUGGGAGCUUGGAAUGUGACAUGGAGUCCAUUAUCCGUAGUGAACUCAUGGAUGCUGAUGGGUUGGAUUUUAACUUUGAUUCCCUCAUCUCCACACAGAAUGUUGUUGGUUUGAACGUGGGGAACUUCACUGGUGCUAAGCAGGCCUCAUCUCAGAGCUGGGUGCCAGGCUGAAGGAUCACUGAGGAAGGGGAAGUGGGCAAAGCAGACCCUCAAACUGACACAAGACCUACAGAGAAAACCCUUUGCCAAAUCUGCUCUCAGCAAGUGGACAGUGAUACCGUUUACAGCUUAACACCUUUGUGAAUCCCACGCCAUUUUCCUAACCCAGCAGAGACUGUUAAUGGCCCCUUACCCUGGGUGAAGCACUUACCCUUGGAAUAGAACUCUAAAAAGUAUGCAAAAUCUUCUUUGUACAGGGUGGUGAGCCGCCUGCCAGUGGAGGACAGCACCCCUCAGCACCACCCACCCUCGUUCAGAGCACACCGUGAGCCCUCUUCGGCCAUUCUGUGGUGUUUUAAUAUUGCGAUGGUUUAUGGGAUGUUUUAAGUGUUGUUCUUGUGUUUGUUUUCCUUUGACUUUCUGAGUUUUUCACAUGCAUUAACUUGCGGUAUUUUUCUGUUAAAAUGUUAACCGUCCUUCCCCUAGCAAAUUUAAAAACAGAAAGACAAUGUUGUACCAGUUACCAUUCCAGGUUUGAGCAUCACAAGCUUUUGAGCGCAUGGAACUCCAUAAACUAACAAAUUACAUAAACUAAAGGGGGAUUUUCUUUCUUCUUUUGUUUGGUAGAAAAUUAUCCUUUUCUAAAAACUGAACAAUGGCACAAUUGUUUGCUAUGCGCACCCGUCCAGGACUGAACCAUGCAUAGGCAAAACGAGUGGAGCACAGCGUCCAGCCCAGUGUGUUUCCAGUUCUGAGUCAGGGUGAUCUGUGGACGGGACCCCAGCACCAGGUCUACGGGUGCCAGAUCAGUAGGGCCUGUGAUCUCCUGUCAGUGUCCUCAGCUAAUGUGAACAGUGUUGGUCUGCUGGUUAGAAACUAGAAUAAUGAUAUUUUCAGGAAAGAAAUCAGCUCAGCUCUCCACUCAUUGCCAAAUGUCACCCAAAAAGGGUUUAGUUUUAAGGAGAAAGAAAAGGAAAAAAAAAAAAAGUCCUGUUUUGCUUUGCAGAACAAAUGAACUUACAGGUGAGCAUUAAGCUUGCAGUGAGAAAUGUGCAAAGAGUAAAAACCCAAGUCAAUGCUGAGGCAGUUCCAACUUCACUGUUUUCCUAAAUACACAUCCUUGAUUAUUUUCAGCCUUGCUAUAUAAUCUGAUCUGCUAGAAGUGUAUGAGUGAGAGGCAAUAGCAUAUAAACUGAUUUUUUAAAUAUAAGCUUAGGUUGUAAUUGUACAAGCGACUCAAUGGAAGUACAAAAUAGGGCAGUUUUAACUUUUUUUUCUGCUUCUGUGGAUUUCAUUUUGUUGUGUUUUCAAAAAGUUAUGGUGCUGUAUAGGUGCUUUCUGUUUAACCUGGAAAGUGUGAUUAUAUUCGUUACCUUCUUUGGUAGACGGAAUAGUUGGGACCACCUUUGGUACAUAUGAAAUUGGUAUAACGAUGCUCUGAUUAGCACAGCAUAUGCAUACUUCUCCAAAGUGAUAUAUGAAGACUCUUUUCUUUGCAUAAAAAGCAUUAGGCGUAUAAAUGUAUAAAUAUAUUUUAUUAUGUACAGUACAAAAAUGGAACCUUAUGCAUGGGCCUUAGGAAUACAGGCUAGUAUUUCAGCACAGACUUCCCUGCUUGAGUUCUUGCUGAUGCUUGCACCGUGACAGUGGGCACCAACACAGACGUGCCACCCAACCCCCUGCACACACCACCGGCCACCAGGGGCCCCCUUGUGCGCCUUGGCUUUAUAACUCCUCUGGGGGUGAUAUUGGUGGUGAUCACAGCUCCUAGCAUAAUGAGAGUUCCAUUUGGUAUUGUCACACGUCUCCUGCCUCGCUUGGGUUGCCAUGUUUGAGCGAUGGCCCUGUUGAUUUCACCCUGCCUUUUACUGAAUCUGUAAAUUGUUGUGCAAUUGUGGUUAUAGUAGACUGUAGCACAUUGCCUUUUCUAAACUGCUACAUGUUUAUAAUCUUCAUUUUUAAAGUAUGUAUAAUUUUUUAAAGUAUGUAUUCUAUUCAUAUGGUCUGCUUGUCAGUGAGCCAGACUUGCUUACUAUAUUCCUUUAUAAUAAUGCUAGCCACUUCCUGGAUUCUUUAGUAAUGUGCUGUAUGCAAGAACUUUCCAGUAGCAGUGAAGGAGGGUUGCCUCUCCAAGCUUCCUAAGGGAUGCUGCCCUGGGUGGGGAUGCAUUGCAGAGGCAGUAGUAGCAUGGGGGCUAGAGUGGGGAGCGAGAUGGAAAAGGGUGGGGGGAUAGGAGAAUUCUAGAGUGCUUCCAGCAUGAGGGUCCUGAGAACUUCUGUCCUGAGUUCAGAGAAACAUGCAAAGUAACUAACAAAAUCGCUACUUGCCUUUGCAGUUUUACAGACCCAGGGAGCUGCUUUGGGAGUGAGAAAGGCAACCCUCCAAUGUGUUUCAACUUUAAAAUGUUGAAUUCUUUUCAGACAUGUGGUAUCUCAUUUAUUCUCCUUUUCUAGCGUUUGUUGAAUUUCAGGCAGAAUGUCUUACAGAAUGUCCUAGAACCAGAUUAUCAUUUAAUCCGAAACAGCUGAGGAAGGGACAGAGAAGGUACAAGGGCAAGGCAGCAUAAAACAGAUCAGGAGAAUGAAGAGGGAAUGCUUUGGUUUUUUGUUCUGUUUUGUUUUUUCUUUUUCAAGUAACUAAAACAGCAUCUACAUGUAGAGUGUCGUGGAGAGCUGAGACCAGGGUAAAGUCAAGUGCAGCAUCAGUACUGCGAGACCCACCAGCCCCUGGAGAGGGUCAGCUGAGAAUCUGGUAGUGAAGCCUGUGUAGGGUCCCGGCACCCUCACCCUCAGCCACCUGCAGAGAGGCCAGGGCCCCAGAGACUAGCCCGGUUCUGAAGUGGGCAGGGGUGCUGCCAGAGCCUUCCGCCCCUUAUAUUGAGACCCUGCUUUCAGGACAGGCCAGCCGUUGGCCACCAUGUCACAUUCUGAGUGAGUGUCACGGGUCCCUAACAAUAAUUUUCUGAUCUGGAGCAUAUCAGCAGAAUGCUUAGCCUCAAGGGGCCUGGCAGCUGUAAUGUUUGAUUUAUGAUGAGAACUAUCCGAGGCCACACUUGGCCUCUAAAUAAGCUGCUCUAGGGAGCCGCCUACUUUUUGGUGAGAAAUUAGAAGAGUACCUAAUGUUGAAAACAUGACAUGCGCUCUUGGGAUCUGCUGUUCUCUCCAGGGCUCCAGAACCUGAUACCUGUUACCAAAGCUAGGAAAGAGCUUUAUCACAAGCCUUCACUGUCCUGGCAUGAGAACUGGCUGCCAGGCUCAGUGUACCCCAUUAAAUGUGAAUGAAUCUGA